Syngnathoides biaculeatus (alligator pipefish) is the source of this 3474-nucleotide messenger RNA. It is a transcript of the gene eng, whose product is annotated as endoglin. The transcript is spliced from 13 exons. Lineage: Eukaryota; Metazoa; Chordata; Actinopteri; Syngnathiformes; Syngnathidae. The record is from RefSeq and is a predicted model, not a curated record. Bases 280 to 1995 code for a protein of 571 amino acids.
AAGGGGGAGCACAUUUGAGUUCGGGGCGGGGGGGCGGAGGUGCGUAGCAACGUCCAAGUGCGCCGCCCAGAAGAGUUGACAAAAGUUGGGGACGAGUUGGACUUAGUUGCUCACACGGCUGAGUAAAGCCACAUCCGCCACGCGUGGAAUAAAAGCCCCCUCGCUUCAUUUUUAAACACACCGCUUUGAAAAAAAGGCCCUGAAAGUGAAAUUAGAACCAUCCAGCUCCAGGAGACCCCGAAAUUCUGCCUCCGAUCACCCCGAAAAAUCAAAUCCACCAUGGAUUCCUUGUUUUCUCUUCUUUGCCUCGCUGUGGUUGUCUCAGCCUCACAUCAGAUGUGUGAUCCUGUGGAGGUAAGCGACAAUUCCUGGAUCUAUGUGAAGGCGAUGCAACUCGGCUGCUGGACCAACUUUGUGGGACAGGACAAGGCUGAGGUCCACAUCCUGAAGCUCAGCUUUGCUGGCACGGACGUUAAGUUGUUCUCUCUGAAUAUGACUGACGCCAAACCCAUGAACCUGAUCAUCACAUCACGGGACAGUGCCCACGGUCUAUACCAGAUCAACGCUGGUGUGAACAUUUAUAAAAGCAACACCUCAACACUGGUUUUACACACCAACGGGCCUCGUAGCAACAUCCAUUCCGUCGACUUCCCCAGUGAGGAUGAAGAGCUGCUGAGGUGGGCCACCCGCAGGUUCGGCGGUGUUACAUCCUUCACCACAUUGGAAAAUCUCAGUUUGUUGCUCUCCAGGCCCACAGAAGGAACAAAAGGUGGUUCUCGAGAAUGCCUGCUCCAAAGCGAAGAUCCGUCAGAAAAGCACUUCAUGAAGAUUGAAGCCGCGCCCUUGACGUCUUCAUUGAAGUCCUGCUCCCCCCCACCGGAGCCGGAGAAGCAGCUGCUACGCGGCCCCUCUGCCAAUGACGAGGACACCACAUCAGAGCUUCAUAUCAUCAAUAUCCCAGAGGACGCCAAUAUUCGCAACCUGUCUGUUCGUGUGGACAUGAAAAAGUCUAGCGUGUUCUUGAGGGGUCCUCGAGGCACCACGUGGACUUUCCUGAACCCGCAGCACACCAAGUUUUGUUCCAACAAUGAAAUUGUGCUGCCCGCCAUGGCCCAUAGAAUUCAGCCCUUGUUUGACUUGAGCAGCGACCAAGCAGCGGAUGUGCAGAGGAAGGCUUUGGAUUAUUUUAAGGCUGGCACUUUCACGAGCUACACCGAAAUGAGGCCCGAGGGCUCCCAGUUGUUGCUGGUGCUUGGUGGAGAGACCCCAGCAGUCACAGAAACGGGAACAGAAGCCAUGAUGUCAACCACAACAGAGCCUCGUCAGAUGUCUCUGCUGAUGCAGCUCUACACGUCACCUGAUUUUCGCUCGCCCUUGGACCCAAAUACCAAGGUGCAGAGUGACAAGAGAAUCUAUGCCGAGAUUUCAGUGCGUACUCUGGGCAAUAUCGUCCUGACCAUCAAAGUAAUGAGCUGCUUCGUGCGCUCCAAAGGCUCCUGCCCAGUAGUGCAGGCGCUCCCCUUCAUACCAGAAUUCUGCUCGUCAAAUUUAUGUCCCACCAGCACACGACUGAGCUUCUCCUUGGAUCAACUGCAGGAGCUCAGCUCCACCACUUGGGACCUGGAAUGUUCUGUCAAACUGUGCUACAGCGAGCAAUGUGGCGAUGGAGGACGAGUGAAAAGGAACUUGGAGGUCACCCAGCCUUGUCAACAAACACUCAACACUCCCUGCUUUGAUUUCGGGCUCCCUGGCGUCCUGGGCAUCGCCUUCGGAGGCUUCCUGAUAGGAGUGUUACUAAUUGGAGCGCUGUGGUUUAUCAAAAUAAAAACAGGCUACCCGACUGGACUGGACAUGGCCUCCUCCCUGUCUUCCAGCUGUCCCUGCUCAGGAGCCAAGCAGCAGCCCUCGUCGUCAAACCCUUCCGCCUCCGAAAACAGCAGCGCCAACGCGAGCAUCGGGAGUACGCAGAGCACACCCACCAGCAGCAUGGCGUGAGAUUAGGGUGAGCCCAUCACCGCCACCAGCAGAGACAGAAUUACCCAUAGCCCUUAAAGUUAGUUACAGGUUUAGUUUUCUUUCAUAAAGAGCCCCCUCCCUUUUUUUUUUUAAUCAUCUUUUAAUCAAAAUUCCUCAUCUUUGACAUACAAGCCUGGAGUCGAUGUCGUCAGGCUGUUUGUGUGUUUGACGGCUGGCGCUGUCUAAUGGAUGGCGUGUGACGCUCACCUCUGUGGUCUCCCUUUAAAGUGCGGUUUCCAGACAGGAAGUUAAAGAGGGCAAGAGGAAAAGAAAAACAAAUUGGCUCCCAGCAACAGGAAAAACAAACCUUGUCCCCCCUCCCCUGAGGGCCAGCAGGAAAUUCACCGCAUUCCUCCACCAAUUGUGACGGUUGCGAUCGCCGGGGCAAUCAAAGUCGGGACGGCGGGAGAUGAAGCGAACCACAGACAUGGUAAAAGGCUAGCUGACUGUGUCCAAAUGGUUAUCAAAACAUCUUAAACACUCCCUGAAAGAGGUAUCUGUCUCCAUAUUUCCCAUCGUCAUUUAUGACAUAUUUGAUGCUAACAGCUCCCAGACGGGAGAUGGAACGGAAAGACCAACAUAUGAAAAAUUACUGGCUGCAUCCCAUCAGUUAGUGUUACUUCUAGUACCAUAGCUAAAGAGGUAUUGGUCACUGUAUUUGUCUCCAUAUUUCCAUUUAUCCAUUUCAAUCUUAUUUCCUGUUGCCCUUUAUAACUAAUUUGAUGCUAACUGUUAACAGCUCCUUUAAGUUUAUCCGCUUUUCAGUGGAAGGAGAUGAAAAAAAUGGCAGACGAGGGAAAAAAAAACAGCUAAGUGCGUACAAACAGUUAGCAAAACCAUGGUAACUUGUCUAGAAGACACUUUCUGAUUUGAUCUGAUCUGUUCUCACUAUAUUCCGUCGGCGUUUUUUAAAAUGAAUUUACUGCUAAUUGCUAAUGUCUCUUAUUUUAGCUAUUUGAGAGAUAGAAAAUGCAGUCCAAAGGCCAACUUAAAAAAGAAACGAGUACUGCUAGCUAUUCGAACAAGAUACAGUAUAUCUCCAUAUUUCGCAUUGCCCUAUAUGACAAAUGUUACGCUUCCUGCUAACAGAUCGUGUAUUAGCUUUUCAGGAGACUGUAGAAGCAAAAUGACAGACGUUGAAAAAAAUAGCCGGCUGUUUGUAGACACUUUGCAAAAUGUCAGCUAGCUGGCUAAAAACACCCCCUCAAAGCGAUUUUGUCUUUGCAUUUCCUGUCGCUGUCACUAACAGCUCUGAUACUAGUGUAUACCGCUGAAGGAACAAAAUAUUCAAGGACUAUUUACUGCAGGACUCUGGAUGCUCUGAAAGGUAACAAUCUUUUAGACGCUAGGAAAUGUAGCAUUUUUCAGUUAGCACAACACCGUCUCAGUGAGGACAGAAAGCUGAACGCUGCCUUAAAGUCACCUGCUGGACAGAAGCUGCAAAAACAGAUUGGUGUA